UUUCAGUAUUUCACAGUCCAAAGAUUUUUUUUCUUACACAGUGAGUAAUGGCAGAACUUAUGGAACAGCAGAAUUCAUCUCCACAGCAGUCAAAUUUGAUAAUAAAUUACUUGCCUCAAUCCCUAACGGAUGAAGAGUUUCGAUCUAUGUUCUUAAGCAUUGGUCCUAUUAAAAAUUCCAAAAUUGUAAGAGAUAAACAAACUGGAUACAGCUAUGGGUUUGGCUUUAUUGACUAUCAGAGUGCAGCAGAUGCAGAAAGAGCUAUUGAAUCCCUAAAUGGAUUACAACUACAGAAUAAGAGAAUAAAAGUUGCUUAUUCAAGACAAGGUGGUGAAGACAUCAAACAAGCUAACGUUUAUAUCACAAAUGUUCCAAGACAUUGGAAAAGUGAACAGCUACAAGAACACUUUGGUCAAUUUGGAAAUAUUGUUUCAUGUCGUGUAAUUAUUGAUGAAAGAACUGGAUUUUCUAAAGGUAUUGGUUUUAUUCUUUAUAAUCUAAAAGAAGAUUCUGAAAAAGCUAUUGCGAUGAUGAAUGGUAAAGUUCCAGAGGGAGGAGAAAUGCCAAUGUUGGUUAAACUUGCAGAUGACAAUGCCAAAAAGGUGCGACCACCACCUGUUCAGUUUUUACCAGCUCCUCCAAUGGGUGGUCGAUACCCUCAUGGACCAAUGAGAAGCAUGGGUAACAGAUUCUCAAGAUAUAAUCCAAUGGGAGGCUCUAAUUACAAUGCUCCCCCAGUUGGUGCAGGUCCAUACAUUCUUUAUGUGUAUAACAUUGGUGACAAUGCCAACGAACAAAUGCUAUAUCAGUUAUUUAGUGCAUAUGGAAAUGUUCAGAAAGUUAAUGUUAUCUAUGAUGGUCAGCGUCAAAAAUGUAAAGGCUAUGGGUUUGUGACAAUGACAAAUUGGGAAGAAGCAGAAACAGCAAUCAGUUGUCUCAAUGGCUAUUGGGUCCAAGGGAGAGAACUUCAAGUCUCAUAUAAGAAAUUUCUGAAGACGUCAACAGAAAGUAUGAUGCAGACACAACAGAUGGAAAAUCCAGUUCCAGGCCUGGAACACAAACUAAUAAUCAACUACUUGCCACAGUCCCUCACAGAUGAGGAGUUCCAUUCCAUGUUCCUGAGUAUUGGUCCAAUAUCCAAUUCAAAAAUUGUCCGAGACAAAGCUACAAAUUAUAGCUAUGGAUUUGGUUUUAUUGAAUACAUGAAUCCUGCAGAUGCUGGGAAAGCAAUACAAGCACUCAAUGGUCUGAAAUUACAAAAUAAAACCUUAAAAGUAGCAUAUUCAAGGCCAAGUGGAGAUAGCAUUAAAGGAGCAAACUUAUAUAUCACCAACAUUCCAAAGCAUUGGAGCAAUGAGGACUUAAAAAAUGGUUUUCUUAAAUUUGGAAACAUUGUCCAAGCUCGUUUACUUAUAGAUCAUAACACAAAUUUAUCCAAAGGUGUUGGAUUUGUUCUUUUUGAUCAGAAAUCCCAUGCUGAUGAUGCCAUGGAAAGCAUGAAUGGACAGAUCCCAGAGGGUGGAACAACUGCACUCACAAUAAAAAAGGCUGAUGAUAAUGCUAAGAAAGUUAGGGCUCCUGUCCAAAAUAUGUUAUUGCCACCAGCAGGACGUAAUGUAGCUGGGGGUCCCAUCAGAAACAACAUGGCUAGCAAUCGUUUUGCUGGCCAAAGGUACAAUCCAAUGGGUGGUGGAAGACCAGCACCCUAUCAGCAGAACUACGGUAACCAAGGCUAUGGUGGUGGAAUGAUGGGAAAUCAAGGCCAUGUUCCCCAAGUUCCUGGGGGAUGUGUACUGUAUGUAUACAACAUUGGUAACGAUGCCAAUGAAAGAUUACUUUAUCAGCUGUUCAGUCCGUAUGGAAAUGUUAUGAAAGUGAAUGUCAUCUUUGAUAGUCAAAAGGGUCAGUGUAAAGGAUAUGGAUUUGUUACCAUGGGUACAUACGAAGAGGCUGAGAGUGCUAUUUAUAGUCUCAACGGAUAUUGGUAUAAUGGCAGAGAACUUCAAGUGUCCUAUUACAAUAAAUAACUUAUUUUCAUUUGACAAGAACAUUCAUUGACCUAUUUGUUUACCAUGUUUACAUCACAUGUAAAUAACAUUAGACUAUUGAAAAAAAUCUUGUUCAUUUUUUUGCAGUCAUUUCAAGUUACUUUCUGUUAAGGGUCCAAUUUCUUUGAAACAUAUUUCCAAGUGAUCCCUUUUGCAACAUAGGAGGUGGGUUUAGAAUUAUCAUUCAUCAUGUCCAUAAAAAAAACCAACACUUCAGUAGAAUUAUUUCAAAAAUUUGGUAGUGGGACACUCCUGGUUAGUUAUGUUGCUAAAUGAAAUGUAAAUAUGUUAUAAGCAUUCAUCAUCCUUUUGGUAUUUGCCAGCGAUUUUUUCCCUUCGACUUUCAUUUUACAAUAUACUGUCCUUUUAUUGUACUGACAAUUGAGGGUAAGUCAAAAAUAUUUGUUCUUUUUUAUUAUCUCCCUUAGAAGUUUCACUUCUCAUCUAGUUAUUUUGACUAGAGUUAUCUUUGAUUUUUAAUAUGCAUUUUUAAACAUUGUCAUAUCUAUUAUACAGUUCAUUGUCAUUUAUAGAUAUACAGCAGUUUAUAACAUUUUUUUUCAAAAGUUAAUUAAUGAAUUUAUACUCUCCUAAGUAAAUUUCAAACUAAAGUGUAAUUUAUUAUAAUACAAAAGAUUGAAUUUUUGUCCUAUUUAGAAAUACCUACACAAGUCUUGACAUAUCCAACAUGUUCCAACUUUCAAAAGUCAGGUGUAAUUAUUUGAAUUUUUAAAGAAACCAUAUAAGUACUUAAAAAACCCUCCAAAACUUGACAACUCUGUGGCAAAUGGGAGAAAACUCAUUUUUUGUGACAAAUGAGGAUAUUAUAUUUUAUACAUUAUGUAGAUUUAUGGCUUAUGUUAAAUGAAUUUUCAGCAAAUAUUUUUCAAUUGAAUUAUAUUUACAAUUAUGAAUGAAUGUUUCCAUCCUGGCUAAUAGAUUUUAAAAAUCAAUUAAGACAUAAGAAAAUGUGACCUUAGUUCAAUUUAAUGAUUUGAAAUACAUGUACAAGUAAUCUAAAUCCAAUAAUUGCCAAAAAAUUGAAUUACUUAUUAACUUAAAUACAUUAUUAACCUUUAAAAAUUAUGUUGUAAAACAUUUUAUGAAGAUCUUGUUUUAGCUGCAAAUCAUAUAUUUCAUAUUUUUUUUAUUCAUGUCAUUUCUUGUAAAUAUAUUUCAAAGUCCCAAGAUGAAUAAAUAUUGAAGUUAAUACUUUUUGUGAUUAUUCAUUAAAUACAUGUACAUUGUAAAUGGCAGCUUUGCAACUGUUUUAAAACAUAUUAAUAUUUAUGAAUUCAUAUUUUAAUAAAUUAUGAAAGUAAUAGAAAUGUAGCUGACAAGUUGUGAAAUCUAUUUGUUCAUUAUUAUUCAGUAUUAUCUUGUUUUGUUUUAAUUUAGAUCUUAUAAAAAUCAAAAAAAUAUAUUUGUUUUACAUGUAUUAGUCAUAAGACUACUGAAAAAUACAUAUGCAGAAAGGAAUUUAUAGUAGUAAGGUACAUUUGAUAUUCAUUUAAGUCACACCUUUUUUGAACUUACGAAUUCUGCAAAUUUUUAUCAAUUACAAAACAUUAUUGAGUCUUAA
Messenger RNA from Mytilus trossulus (common blue mussel), 3630 nucleotides. Its product is annotated as embryonic polyadenylate-binding protein A-like. The coding region runs from base 48 to 2027 and encodes 659 amino acids. The record is from RefSeq and is a predicted model, not a curated record. NCBI's taxonomy places the organism in Eukaryota, Metazoa, Mollusca, Bivalvia, Mytilida, Mytilidae. Gene Ontology annotation, molecular function: mRNA binding. The transcript is spliced from 3 exons. Gene Ontology annotation, cellular component: ribonucleoprotein complex.